Gekko japonicus is the source of this 1195-nucleotide messenger RNA. RefSeq names its product sulfotransferase family cytosolic 1B member 1-like. Gene Ontology annotation, molecular function: sulfotransferase activity. The transcript has 7 exons. Bases 199 to 1122 code for a protein of 307 amino acids. Gene Ontology annotation, cellular component: cytoplasm. The record is from RefSeq and is a predicted model, not a curated record. Lineage: Eukaryota; Metazoa; Chordata; Lepidosauria; Squamata; Gekkonidae. Gene Ontology annotation, biological process: sulfation.
AUCACACUGAAGAGACAGUUGUCUCUCUGCUAACACGGAGACAGAAGGAUUUGAACUGCACAUAUCAGGAAAGAGAGAAUAACAGCUUUCUUCUCAGAGACGCAAUCCAGAAAAUACUUCAGAACUAAGGAGUGAGAAGGCUGCUGUUUUCUUUGGGGUAGAUCACAUAAUAGUAAUACCCCAGCCUGCAGAGACACCAUGGCAAAUCACAAGGACAAUGGAGAAACCCUGCAUGAGCAUCAGGAGGUCUACCAGAGGUAUCCACUGGUGCCAGUCCACGGAAUUCCUCUAAUGGAACCCAUUGUACGAUCCUGGGCUUGUGUUGAAAACUUUGAAGCACGGCCAGAUGACUUACUCAUCGCCACCUACCCCAAAGCAGGCACUACGUGGACACAAGAAAUUGUAGAUCUGAUCCUUGCCAGAGGUGAUGUGGAAAAAGCUUGCCGGGCCCCAGUGUACAUUCGGAUCCCAUUUCUAGAAAUGUGUUCCUUUCCUGAUUUUCGUUCAGGGGUUGAUCUGCUCAUGAGUGCACCAUCUCCACGAGUGAUCAAAACUCACUUACCCUUCCAGCUCCUUCCUAAAAGCUUUUUGGAAAAGGAUUGCAAGAUUAUCUACGUUGCUCGCAAUGCCAAGGACAACCUGGUCUCCUAUUACUUCUUUGACCGGAUGAACUUGGUACAGCCAGACCCAGGGCCAUGGGAUGGCUAUAUUAAGAAAUUCAUGGAGGGCACAGUUGCUUGGGGCUCUUGGUAUGACCACGUCCGGCGUUACUGGGACGAGAGAGCAAACCACCGUAUCCUGUAUCUUUUCUACGAGGACAUGAAAGAGGACCUGUCCCGAGAGAUCCAGCGUGUGAAGAAUUUCCUGGAAGUGGACCUCUCCGAGAGUGUUGUUCAGAAGAUUGCCCAGCACACCACCUUCCAGGCCAUGAAGGCCAAUCCAAUGACAAAUUGUGAAGAUGUCCCCAGCACAGUUUUUGACCGUACAAUAAGCUCCUUUAUGAGGAAAGGUGAAGUCGGUGACUGGAAGAAUUAUUUUACAGUGGCUCAAAGGGAGAUGUUUGAUGCUGAUUACCAGAGCAAGAUGGAAGGAACAGCCCUGCAUUUCCGAGAUGUAUUAUGAACUCAGAAAUGUACCUCUUUGAGGACUUCUACUAUCAAGGGGCAUUCCGCUCCACCUCAAUUUGCACUUUUAU